AUCUUUGCUCGCGGCUCCUAGCGCCGCAACUAGGGAAAGACGAACGUUGCCGUUAGUUGCACCCUCUGGUCACAGAGGAAGGGGACUUUGGAACCAAAGGCCUACAAUUAGUAAUCGUGAUGACCGCGGAAGCCACCACCGUGCUGCCUGCCUGGCUGGACAAGCAGUUCGCGGAGACCUCGCUGAAGGAGAGCGACGCGUCCAGAGACUUGAAGGUCGCCUCGGUGGCUGUGCAGAGGGCGACGGCUACGGGCGACAACUACCUCAGCGACGUCUACCGCAUGACUGUCAAGCUGGAGCGCGACGCCAGUCCCCAUGGCAGCUCCCUGUCGCUGAUCAUCAAGUGCCUCCCGACGGGAGAGGAGAUGCAGAAGUUGGUGCAGGAGAUACAAGCCUUCGAGCAGGAGACUCGCAUGUUCUGCGAGACCAUUCCCGCGAUGUCACAAAUCCUGGAGAAGGCGGCACCUGGUAAAUACACACAGCUGUCUGCCAAGUGUUUCGCCUCUGGGAGGCAGCCGGUCAGCUAUCUGGUUCUCGAGGACUUGAAGGCCAGAGGAUUCUCGCUGGCGAAGAGGUGCAGCGGACUCGAUUUGGCGCACUCCAAACUCGUGGUCAGGAAACUGGCAGAGUUCCACGCGGCCUCCGUCAAGCUCUUCGAGCAGGACCCAUCGGCUCUGGACAACUACAUGGUCUUCAAGUCGUUCCACGGAUCUACGACGCAGCAUGUGGAGACCUUCCUGAAACAGGGUUGCAGGUUACUCGCGGAUCAGUUGGACACGUUAGACAGAUCGUACUCAAGGUAUGCGCCGAGGAUACGAACUCUCGCAGAAAGCAUAUUUCCACGGCUAGCUGACUUGACGGAACGGAAGGGAAAGUUUCGUGUGCUAACUCACGCAGAUACCUGGGUCAACAACAUCAUGUUCAAAUAUGCUGCUGGCGUCGUCCAAGACGUGAUCCUACUCGAUUUCCAGUUGUCUGCGUACUGUUCACCUUCGAUUGACUUGCAAUAUUUUACUCACACAAGCCUUACGGAAGAAGUGUACGCCAAUCAUUUAACAGACCUUCUGAAGGAGUACCACAGCCAUUUAAUCGAGGUGAUGAACGAUAUUGGUAUCAGUACGGACAAGCAGAUAUCCUUUGAGGAGCUACUGAAGGAUUUCGAGGCGCAUGCACUGUACGCCGUUUUUUCGGCAGUAGCAGUGCUGCCAAUCGUGCGCACUCAAGACGAAACUAGAUUCGAUGUGGAAGCGUCUCUGAACGGAAGUGACAGUCCUGCCAACAGAAACACCUUCGCUAGCGCUCAGUAUAUGCAGGCUAUAAAACAAAUGCUGCCAGAAUUUGAAAAGAGUGGCCUACUGUAGUCGUCCUGUUGCGUGUCAGAAGCAACUCACUCACGAUGGACGAAUUUUCUCCAUCUUGAUUUGCUCUCCCAAUUUCUCCACUGUCUCCACUACACUCAUUUCCUUAUGAAAGAGGAGAAACGUAAGUUAGCCAAUGUAAUACGAAAGACGCUCUAGAAUGUUCUUGAUUGUAGCACUCUACACCCAAGUCGUAUUAUAAGUGCGUUACAGCUUGAACAGCUUCAGACAGCUCGUUGAAAUCUACCUGUGUACCUGUUACGUCACGACUGCAGUCAGGCCCCACUCCACGAUGGGUUCCACUAUUUGCGUCAGCACGCUGCCAUUACAUGAGGGACAGACUUUCACACUCUGAACUCCUGUCGAUUUCGGCUGCACUGUGUAGUUGUUUAAGACUACUUGUGUGCUUACUUGAUAGACUCGAUGUGGAUAGUGUUGCGGAAGUAUGUACUUUCUGGUGUUCGACUACUGGACCGUCCAUGUUUUUGUCUGAGUUUUUUGUGCCAGUAACUGAUCAACGUGAAAAUAAAUCUGUCUGG
Molecule: messenger RNA, 1897 nt
Organism: Schistocerca serialis cubense
Lineage: Eukaryota; Metazoa; Arthropoda; Insecta; Orthoptera; Acrididae
Exons: 2
Coding region: 120-1361 (413 amino acids)
Source: RefSeq, a predicted model, not a curated record